CUGUUUACCUGUGCAAAAGGACGAUGCAAAACAAGGCGAGACUCGAACUGGCCGACUACGAGGCCGAGAACCUGGCGCGGCUACAGAAGAUGUUCAGCCGGAAAUGGGAGUUCAUCUUCAUGCAGGCUGAGGCGCAGAGCAAAGUGGACAAGAAGAGGGACAAGUUGGAGAGGAAGGUCCUGGACUCUCAGGAACGGGCCUUCUGGGACGUCCAUCGGCCAGUGCCCGGCUGCGUGAACACAACGGAAAUAGACAUCAAGAAGGCGUGCAGGAUGAACAAGCCCAUCAAGUCCACCAAACACCUGGCACUCGGUCUUGCCGGGGGGCGGAUAUCCCCCUCGGUGUCAGAGGCUGACCUCCUGACGCCCAUGGACUCCAUCAAGCAGGACAUCGACCUCCUGAGGACAAGGAUCGACCGCUGUAACUUCAAAGUCUCCAAGGCGGCCGAGUCGUUCAUCAGCUACUGGGAGCAGUACCAGGAAUACGACCCCUUCAUCACUGCAACCGACCCGCCCAACCCCUGGGUCACCGACUGUCCGGAGUUCUGGGAGGGAGAAAAAUUAGGGAAAGAAAUUCCAACCAAACGCGUAAGACGGUGGGCGUUUAGUGUACAGGAACUCCUCAAGGACCCCAUAGGACGUGAACAGUUCGUCAAAUUUCUCGAAAAGGAAUUCAGCGGCGAAAACCUCAUGUUCCUCAACGCCGUGCAGGAACUGAAAUGCCUGCCGCAGAAGGACGUCAACGAUAAGGUCCAAGCCAUUUGGGACCAGUUCCUCGCUCCCAACGCCCCUGUCCCGGUGAACAUUGACUCGAAGUCCAUGAACAUCACGAAAAAGAACAUGCAGAACCGAGACCGCUGGACUUUCGACGCUGCUGCUGCUCAUCUCUACCACCUGAUGAAGUCUGACAGUUACUCGCGUUAUUUGCGAUCAGAAAUGUACAAAGAAUUCCUCAGCGGAAGCAGGAAAAAGACGUCGGUGAAAGGCAUCAGGUCUAUAGUUAACUUCAGCAAAGGGAAGGACGGACCACCUCCCUCCUAGUAGUGAUUGGAGCGGUCCUGCAUGCUUCCUUCCAUCCCCAGCUGACUGGGAAAUCGUUUAUGAUUCCUAAGCUCUCCACUCUGAACAUCGGCACGAACAGUUAGCUGGCCCGAGUCUAAGCAGGGUGCUCAAGGCGUCCAUGUCCCGCCGAGUAAGUGAGAGGCUGCCAUUAUGUGUGUGUGCCGUCGGCCGCCACGAUGCACCUUGCCUUGGACUACGCGUUUCCGUUUUGGCCCACCAUGCCUCCGACGCCUCUCAUGGUUCACUGACGCUGUGGAGAGACAUGCGUGUCCAGAAUCCAUAUCUC
Messenger RNA from Penaeus vannamei (Pacific white shrimp), 1347 nucleotides. The record is from RefSeq and is a predicted model, not a curated record. NCBI's taxonomy places the organism in Eukaryota, Metazoa, Arthropoda, Malacostraca, Decapoda, Penaeidae.